Dictyostelium purpureum is the source of this 1569-nucleotide messenger RNA. RefSeq lists its product as uncharacterized. Gene Ontology annotation, molecular function: kinase activity; ATP binding. Gene Ontology annotation, cellular component: cytoplasm. Bases 1 to 1485 code for a protein of 494 amino acids. The record is from RefSeq and is a predicted model, not a curated record. The transcript is spliced from 3 exons. NCBI's taxonomy places the organism in Eukaryota, Evosea, Eumycetozoa, Dictyosteliales, Dictyosteliaceae.
AUGGAUAGAUAUAUGAAUAGACUCGAAAAUUUAACAGGUCAUUUAUUAACUACCAAUGAAGUUUCCUCAACCACCAACGAAAAUGAAACCAUUACUUUUGUUAGACCAUUACCAAAAAGUAAAAAAGAUCACGAUCUUACAAUUGAAUCCGAUGGAUCAUUUACUAGAGAAAAACAUUUUGAAGAAGAAUUAGAUGUUUCUGGUGAAAUUAAUUCACAAACAAAUAAAUUUGAAAUUAAACCAGUACCAUAUACAUUAUCAUUUGAUCAAGGUUUUUUCCAUGCCAUUAGAGCUAUUGAAUUGUUAUCAGAACAAGACCCAAAAAGAACUAUUAUUUUAGGUAUUGCUGGUCCAGUUGGUGCUGGUAAAUCAACUUUAGCAAAUAAAAUUGGUGGUCUUGUCAAUGGUAUUAUUGUUUCCCUUCAAGAUUUUGUUAAACUCGAAAAUGUUAAAGAUAAUAAUUAUGAUGAUCCAGUAUUAAUUGAUUUUGAUAGAGUUGUUUCAACAUUAAAUGAAUUAAAAGAAAAUAAAACAGCAACUAUUCCAAAAAUUGUAAAUAGAAAAAUGGAAGAUAAGACAGUUACACUUAAAGAUUCAAAGGUUAUUAUUUUAGAAGGUUCAUAUGCAUUGAGUGCACGUAUUAGACCAUUAUUAGAUAUUAGUAUUGCUAUUACAGGUGGUGUCCAUUUAGAUCUCAUUAAAAGUAUUAUGAGAGGUAUUGUUACAAGUAAAAACUCAAGUAAAGAAGUAUUAUCACAAAUCACCAAUGUAGUAUUCCCAAUGUUUAAAGCAUUCGUUGAAGCAGAUCUCGAUCAAGCUAAAAUCAAAAUCCACAGUAGUUUCAAUCCAAUGAGCCAAGUAGUAGAACCAACAUAUGUUUGCAAAGCUAAAUAUGAAAAUAAUAAGGUUCAUUUCGAUCAAUUCCUUUCAUCAUUAAAUGUACAACCAGUCAAAAAGAACUUUAGUGAUAUGUAUUUAUACCCACCAAAAUACGGUGCCGAUGGUAUCUCUCAAGCCGAUAAGAGAAAUUGGAUUCGUAUUCGUCGUUCUGAUGUUGGUCAAUUCAAUAUUUACUUUUACAAUGAAAUUAUGGAUGGUGCUGUUAAUACUCGUCCACUCUUAAACUUUGAAAUCUCUGUUAAAACUAUUGGUGGUCUUUUAUCUUUAGGUUAUCAAAUUGGUGCAAUCUUAAAUCGUACUGUCGAAGUUUGGUAUGAAAAGAGUGGUAUCGUUGUCACCAAAGAAUACAUUAAAGAGUUGGAAAAACAUUUCAUUCAAAUCAAAGGUCAAAGUCGUAGAGAAGUUUUAGAUUUAGCUGAAAAAUUAAAAAUCACUGGUAAUCACGUUCCACAAACCUUCCUCUAUCUCUAUUUCAAAAAAUUAAAGAAAAACAAAAACCCAAAUUCAAAAUUAAAACCAAAUAAUACAAAUUCUAAAAUUUCAAAAUCAAAUAAAAUUGUAAAAGAAAAUAAUAACAAAAAAUAAAUAAACCACACAAAUACAAUACAAAUACAAAAACAAAUAUAAAUAUAAAAAUAAAAAUAAAAUUUUCAAUUUAAAUUUAAAUUA